GAUGGGGUCGUCGGUCGCGAAAUUGAGGUGUGUUAGCCUCUUACCACUAGUGUAUAAACGAAGACGAAAAAUGAUUGAAAUUUCCUGCGCCGCCGGCUCCCCACAUCCUCUUGUUUCUUUUUUCAUUUUUACGCACAAAGAGGAUGAAAUUGACAGGAGCGGUGUUUUUAGCUACGCCUGACAAGAAGAUUUUCUGAACAUUAGCAUGACUCGCAGAAUGGAGAGGAACAGAAAAGAUAACAAAUUGCGCUGAGGUUAAGAGGGCGACUUCGAAAAUCGAAUUUUGCGAGUGACGAAGUCGAUUCUUCGAGAGAGAGAGACGAGUGAAGAUUGGCCAAUUUCUGUUUCUGGACCUGACUUUUUUUGAUGAACAAGUCACGCCUUCAUCUAAAUAAGAUGACGAACUCUGUGGGGCGUGGGCAUCCUCCUAAACCUCUACAACAAAAACAUGAGGACUUGUUGAAUUAUACAACUUAGUACUUGUAGGUGGACAAAGUAGAAAACAAAAUCAGCAUCAGGAAUCGCAAAAAACAAAAGAUGUUGGCUCGAUUUGUGAAUGCCGGACGCCGCUUCGUGGCGAGCAAUAACGGCUUCAGGACGAGCCAUAGUUUUGAGCAGAAGAGAACCAUGGUCCUAGGAGGAGGAAAGCCAACAUCAUUUAGACAAGACUCUUUGCUCGUGGCAUGCACAAUCGCGGCAUUGACACAGUAAUGCUUUUUCAACACCUUUUAGUUGUCUCACAGGAUGUUGAUUUUCGUCUUUGUAACAAAGCAUAAUCUGCUGGUUCGAUCAUCAGCAGACACUGACCACACACAAACGUUCUUUCGCUGUUGUGCGUGUAGGUUCUUCUGAGAAUCUCCGAAACCAACUUCUAGUUCUAACUUCCACCCUUUGAUUCCAUGAUGUUCCCGUUGCCGAACUGUACAAAACUUUUUGCAAAUCAAAACAAAACAGUUACGUGCCACAAGAUCUUGUUUUCCUUUGGGGGCUUUUUUCCUACAAGCGCGCAGAGACUGGCCUUAUGGGCGGGAAGAAGAAGUGCAGCAACCCCGCUAAGGCCUUCGAGGAGUGGAAGGCUUCUCGUCCAACCUGUGCCAAAUCCGCCUCAAUGUACGGCAGCGGAAGCUGCUACUAUGCUACGAUUUAACAGUCGUGAAGGUGAGGACUCAAAAUGUGAGGAGCUGUCGUGGGGAAACCUGUGGAUUUUUUUGGAGAAGAACAAGAAGAUGAACGAGCAACUACGGGUAGUACGGUGUACUAUAAAAAGGGGUGCAGUCGUCCUGCUGUGGCAGGCUGCUCAAAGAACAACUCACAUAAGUUUACACAGAAUUUAAAUCGGCCUUUGCGUCAAUAUUUGCUGAUGAAGAUGUCGCUGAUAUAUCGCUAAAAAGGAUACUUCUGAUCCCAAUUAGUCCUGUUUAUUUUCCAUCUGAUUCAAGCGCAAGCAUCAAUCUGCAUCGCCCUAGUACGCCUCUGCGAAUGAAGCACGUGGCGCUGUCGUGUUUCGAAUAGGCAUCAGAAUUAU
This is a messenger RNA of Amoebophrya sp. A25, 1525 nucleotides long. Lineage: Eukaryota; Dinophyceae; Syndiniales; Amoebophryaceae. The record is from the annotation of a GenBank genome assembly.